This is a messenger RNA of Notolabrus celidotus (New Zealand spotty), 1042 nucleotides long. It is a transcript of the gene lamtor2, whose product is annotated as late endosomal/lysosomal adaptor, MAPK and MTOR activator 2. The coding region runs from base 149 to 526 and encodes 125 amino acids. Gene Ontology annotation, cellular component: Ragulator complex. The record is from RefSeq and is a predicted model, not a curated record. Gene Ontology annotation, biological process: positive regulation of TOR signaling; cellular response to amino acid stimulus. Lineage: Eukaryota; Metazoa; Chordata; Actinopteri; Labriformes; Labridae. Gene Ontology annotation, molecular function: guanyl-nucleotide exchange factor activity; molecular adaptor activity. The transcript is spliced from 4 exons.
CAUUGGGAAGGAACCCGGAAAGGGAAGAGAACAGUCAGCUGACCUGACUUGUGUUGAUGCUUCUUGUUACACUGGUUAAAGUGAGAUUUCACCAGCUUUAAAUCAUCUGUCUGUUUCAGUUCGAGGUUCGGAAAGUAAGUGAGUCGUGAUGUUACGACCGAAGGCGCUGACUCAGGUCCUCAGCCAAGCAAACACAAACGGAGUCCAAAGCACUCUCUUACUGAAUAAUGAAGGCUCACUUCUGGCUUACUCUGGGUAUGGAGACACCGACGCACGGGUGACAGCAGCCAUCGCCAGCAACAUCUGGGCGGCCUACGACAAGAACGGCCACCAAGCCUUUAACGAAGACAAACUCAAAUUCAUACUCAUGGAUUGUAUGGAGGGAAGAGUGGCCAUUACUCGUGUAGCAAACCUUCUCCUGUGUAUGUACGCCAAAGAGACGGUGGGCUUUGGGAUGCUUAAAGCCAAGGCAGAGGCCCUGGUGCAGUACCUGGAGGAGCCAUUAACCCAAGUAGCAGCAUCAUAGUGAAGACGUGCCUGUCACUGUCAUGCCUGUAGACAAAGGAUCACAUGAUCCAGGUUAUUCAUGGACUUCUGUCACAUUCUGUACAUGCAUUAAUCAAUAAGUGUGAGAGUGAACGUGUGCGCAGGGGGAGAGGGGCCUGGGUUUAUUAAUCUAUUUAUAACUUUGAAUUUAAAACUUGGAUUGGUUUGUUCCCCUUUUUCUUUUGACUCAUCAUAUGACUGUCUGUUCUGAAAGUCCACAUAUUUUUGUCUGUGAGAAGUCUGAGUGUAAAGAUGCUGAAAUGACUCCAUUAUCUGCGGGUCCACAGUUGAUUUAUUCAUCUGCAGUUUUUUCUCAGCCUUGCCGCUCACAGUGAGGCAGAAAAUUGAACAUUUUGAAACCCAUCAGAGGGUCUAAAUGCAGAUAAUGUAAAAGUUUGUGGAGACCUUCGUAAGAAUUUCUGGCUGGUGAAAAUGUAGUUCAGAUUUUUUGCUAUGUUGUUUCAAAGCUGUCAAAUAAAAAGUAAUUGAAUCAAUA